Messenger RNA from Pan troglodytes (chimpanzee), 4643 nucleotides. It is a transcript of the gene R3HDM2, whose product is annotated as R3H domain containing 2. The record is from RefSeq and is a predicted model, not a curated record. Lineage: Eukaryota; Metazoa; Chordata; Mammalia; Primates; Hominidae. The coding region runs from base 531 to 3629 and encodes 1032 amino acids. The transcript is spliced from 27 exons. Gene Ontology annotation, molecular function: nucleic acid binding.
GUGACGUAGCGCGCAGCCGCAGCGGGGGGCGGACUCUGGGCUUUUCUUCCCCUUCUGAUUUUCCCCUCCCCCCUUUUCUCCCUUUCCGGGUUUGGUUCCCCCCUUUUCUUCCCCUCUCCCCCCUCCUUCCCAAGCCCCUUUCCCCUCCCCCGUCCCAGUCCCCCCUGCUUCCCAGCCCUCGGCCCCGGGAAAGCCCCGGCCGAGAAAAGCCCGCCCCCAGAAGCGCGCCGCCGCCGGCCGUCGGGGCCGAGCCGCAGCCGAGCGGCCGUGGGCCCGGGCGGCGGGCGGAGACGUGGGCGCCCUCCCCGCCAAGGCCCGUGCGAGGGUCUUGCUCUGUUGCCCAGGCUGGAGUAAACUGGCAUGAUCAUGACUCACUGCUGUCUCGACCUCCUGGGCUCAAGGCUCCCAAGUAGCUGGGACUACAGAGGUUAGACUUGUUUCUUAUAUGUGAUGCCAUUCCAGCACUGGACUCAUGGAGGCUGAGCAUUUAUUCAGGAGUCCAUAGAGGCCACUGUAUUCUAUUGAAGAACAUGUCUAACAGUAACACUACUCAAGAGACCCUGGAAAUAAUGAAAGAAUCAGAAAAAAAACUGGUGGAAGAAUCUGUAAACAAAAACAAGUUUAUAUCUAAGACUCCAAGUAAGGAAGAAAUUGAGAAAGAAUGUGAAGAUACCAGUUUGCGUCAGGAGACACAGGAUUAUGAGUUCCUUUUUGACAAGAGGCGGACAUCUAACCAUGGUCAUGCCAGGAAAAGAGCCAAGUCUAAUUCCAAGCUAAAGUUGGUGCGUAGCCUGGCAGUGUGUGAGGAGUCCUCCACCCCAUUUGCUGAUGGGCCAUUAGAAACCCAGGAUAUAAUUCAAUUGCACAUCAGUUGCCCUUCUGACAAGGAGGAAGAAAAGUCCACAAAAGAUGUCUCUGAAAAGGAAGACAAGGACAAAAACAAAGAAAAGAUCCCAAGGAAGAUGCUGUCCAGAGACUCCAGCCAGGAAUAUACGGACUCCACUGGAAUAGACCUACAUGAAUUUCUUGUAAAUACACUGAAAAAGAACCCAAGGGACAGAAUGAUGCUGCUAAAAUUAGAACAGGAGAUUCUGGAAUUUAUUAAUGACAACAAUAAUCAGUUCAAGAAGUUCCCUCAGAUGACCUCAUAUCACCGGAUGCUAUUACACCGGGUAGCUGCCUAUUUUGGGAUGGACCACAAUGUUGAUCAAACUGGGAAAGCUGUCAUCAUCAACAAAACUAGUAACACAAGAAUCCCUGAACAGAGGUUCUCAGAACAUAUAAAGGAUGAGAAGAAUACAGAAUUUCAACAGAGGUUCAUUCUCAAGAGAGAUGAUGCCAGUAUGGACCGAGAUGAUAACCAGAUCAGAGUUCCAUUGCAGGAUGGAAGGAGGAGCAAGUCAAUAGAAGAGAGAGAGGAGGAAUAUCAAAGGGUCCGAGAGAGAAUAUUUGCCCGAGAGACUGGCCAGAACGGAUAUCUAAAUGACAUCAGGGGGAACCGUGAAGGGCUGAGCCGCACCUCAAGCAGCCGCCAGAGCAGCACAGACAGCGAACUCAAAUCCCUGGAGCCACGCCCUUGGAGCAGCACAGACUCUGAUGGCUCUGUCCGGAGCAUGCGACCCCCUGUCACCAAAGCUAGCAGCUUCAGUGGAAUCUCUAUCCUUACCCGAGGUGACAGCAUCGGCAGCAGUAAAGGCGGCAGUGCGGGAAGGAUCUCCAGGCCAGGUAUGGCACUAGGUGCCCCAGAAGUGUGCAACCAGGUCACCUCAUCCCAGUCUGUCCGGGGGCUUCUCCCUUGUACUGCCCAGCAGCAACAGCAGCAGCAGCAGCAGCAACUUCCUGCUCUCCCACCCACGCCUCAGCAACAGCCACCCUUGAAUAAUCACAUGAUCUCACAGCCAGUCCCGGCUCUGCAGCCCUCUCCGCAGCCUGUUCAGUUCUCUCCAAGCUCCUGUCCCCAAGUCCUUCUGCCAGUCUCUCCGCCCCAGCAGUACAACAUGGCAGAUGACCUCAGCAACCCCUUUGGACAAAUGAGCCUUAGUCGCCAAGGUUCUACUGAAGCAGCUGACCCAUCUGCAGCUCUAUUCCAGACCCCACUUAUCUCCCAGCACCCUCAGCAGACUAGCUUCAUCAUGGCUUCCACGGGUCAGCCCCUCCCCACUUCCAACUAUUCCACCUCUAGCCAUGCACCACCUACUCAGCAAGUUCUGCCGCCCCAGGGGUACAUGCAGCCCCCUCAACAGAUCCAGGUUUCUUACUAUCCCCCUGGACAAUAUCCUAACUCCAACCAGCAAUAUCGACCUCUCUCUCACCCGGUGGCCUAUAGCCCCCAACGUGGUCAGCAGCUGCCUCAGCCAUCCCAGCAGCCUGGUUUACAGCCCAUGAUGCCUAACCAGCAGCAGGCGGCUUACCAAGGCAUGAUUGGGGUCCAGCAGCCACAGAACCAGGGCCUGCUCAGCAGCCAGAGGAGCAGCAUGGGGGGCCAGAUGCAAGGCCUGGUGGUUCAGUACACUCCACUGCCUUCUUACCAAGUUCCAGUGGGUAGUGACUCGCAAAAUGUGGUCCAGCCGCCUUUCCAGCAACCCAUGCUGGUCCCUGUGAGCCAGUCUGUGCAAGGAGGCCUCCCAGCAGCGGGGGUACCAGUGUACUAUAGCAUGAUCCCACCUGCUCAGCAGAACGGUACGAGCCCUUCUGUAGGGUUUCUGCAACCCCCUGGCUCUGAGCAGUACCAGAUGCCUCAGUCUCCCUCUCCCUGCAGUCCACCACAGAUGCCACAGCAGUACUCAGGAGUGUCACCUUCUGGACCAGGUGUAGUGGUCAUGCAGCUGAAUGUCCCUAAUGGACCCCAGCCCCCUCAGAACCCAUCCAUGGUCCAGUGGAGUCAUUGUAAAUACUACAGCAUGGACCAGCGGGGGCAGAAGCCUGGAGACCUGUACAGUCCUGACAGCAGCCCCCAGGCCAACACACAAAUGAGCAGCAGCCCUGUCACAUCUCCUACCCAGUCUCCAGCACCUUCUCCUGUCACCAGCCUCAGCAGUGUCUGCACAGGACUCAGUCCCCUGCCUGUCCUCACACAGUUCCCCCGGCCUGGGGGUCCAGCACAGGGUGAUGGGCGCUACUCCCUUUUGGGCCAGCCAUUACAGUACAAUCUGUCCAUCUGCCCUCCCUUGCUCCAUGGCCAGUCAACUUACACGGUGCACCAGGGACAGAGUGGAUUGAAGCAUGGAAACCGGGGCAAGAGACAAGCACUCAAAUCUGCCUCCACUGACCUGGGGACAGCAGAUGUUGUCCUGGGGCGGGUGCUGGAGGUGACAGAUCUCCCUGAGGGCAUCACCCGUACUGAGGCGGACAAACUCUUCACGCAGCUCGCCAUGUCCGGCGCCAAGAUCCAGUGGCUCAAGGAUGCUCAGGGGCUGCCUGGAGGGGGUGGGGGAGACAACAGUGGGACUGCUGAGAAUGGCCGCCACUCGGACCUCGCUGCCUUGUACACCAUUGUGGCUGUGUUCCCCAGCCCCCUGGCUGCCCAAAAUGCCUCCCUUCGUCUCAACAACUCCGUGAGUCGCUUCAAACUUCGAAUGGCCAAAAAGAACUAUGACCUGAGGAUCCUGGAGCGAGCCAGCUCCCAAUAAAUGGAGGAGGGGAAAGGGACUGUCACAGAAGGAGCAAGGGCAGGGUGGAGGGGGUUAAAGGAUCCUGACAGACCAUGGACAGAGGCAGGAAGUAAGAAAACUGAUGUUAAACUGGAACCUAAGACAGUGAUGAAGAUGGAAACACAGAUACCUACACUGGCAUUGGACUCCUUCUUGCUCCCCUGCCAUGGGUCCUCUCUUUUUCCCUGGUUGACCCCCCUUGCAUCACUCUUCUUCCCAUCCUCUUUUUUUUUUUUUUUUUUUUUUUUUUUUUGAGACGGAGUUUCGCUCUUGUCACCCAAGCUGGAGUGCAGUAGCGCGAUCUUGGCUAACUGCAACCUCCAGCUCCUGGGUUCAGGUGAUUCUCCUGCCUCAGCCUCCCAAGUAGCUGGCACUACAGACACGCGCCACCAUGCCCAGCUAAUUUUUGUAUUUUUAGUAGAGACGGAGUUUCACCAUGUUGGCCAGGCUGGUCUCAAACUCCUGACCUCAGGUGAUCCACCCGCCUUGGCCUUCCAGAGUGCUGGGAUUACAGGCGUGAGCCACUGUGCCCGGCUUCCAUCCUCUUCUAUCAUUUUUAAAAAUCUCUUCUCCUAUCAUAAAAUUAAUUUCUCUCAUAUUUUUUGGUCAGGUAGAAUUGGGAAAGUCCCACACUGUCCUCCUAUUACCUUAACGUCCCAAGCUUCCUUUCCUUUUUUGGUCUUUAUGAAUAUAUUUAUAUGGACAGAAUUAAGAUAAACAAAAUUGAUUGCCCCAUUCUCUCACUUCCCCAUCUUGUCUUCCUAGACCCCACAGAGUUAAAACUUGGGAUUCCCCCGGCUCCCCCAGAACACUUGUAUAUUGUUUGUUUGAGGUUCGUGCCGCAGUUUAACAGACACAGUAUUUAAUUGCACAUACAGAUGUUUGCUGGGUAUAUUCACUGUAAAUUUUAUUUAAUCUGUUUUUUUGUUUGGGGGUUAUUUGGGGGGAGGUUGGUUUUGUUUUUAAAUAUAAAAAAAAAAAUCUGUCACUGGA